Messenger RNA from Daucus carota subsp. sativus, 1041 nucleotides. RefSeq lists its product as uncharacterized. The record is from RefSeq and is a predicted model, not a curated record. Lineage: Eukaryota; Viridiplantae; Streptophyta; Magnoliopsida; Apiales; Apiaceae. The transcript has a single exon. Bases 206 to 943 code for a protein of 245 amino acids.
CGGCUAAGCCACUUUACAUAGCAGUCAAUGCAUGAUCUUCCUCUCAUCUCUUCUUCCUUUCAUCCCCCUUGUUCUCCUUGUAUUCUCCUACGAAACCCACACACUACUUUAAUAUUUGUCUAUAUAUACAUUAAUUCUUCAUUUUACAUCUCAAACUCCUAGCUGCAACUUCUCAACUUUGUCGGUAUCAUAACUUCAAUUGAAGAUGGCAUACAUGGAAGUAAUGAUUCAGUCGCCGAAUACAGAAGCUGAGGAAUUCGAUUUUUCGAGUACGGAUUUCGGGUUCGGUUUUAAUGGACAUUCGCAAGUGCCAGCCGAUUUGCUGUUUGAUGGAGGGAAGAUUAGGCCGUUGAAGCUUCUCCCGCGGUCCGAGUUCCAAUAUAACAUCUUCCAACACAACGUCGCAACUUAUUCUCCAACAUCCCCACCUUCGCCUAAGCGAAUGCUCUCCAAAGGUGCGGCCCUAGUGGCACCGCAACACAAGAAGACAUUAUGUAGUCCCGAGACAAAGGAAGAGCCAAUUCUUGUAAACCAGUCAACAUUUUCAGGUUCAGAUGUCUUGACUAGUUCGAGUUCGAGUUCGAUCUGGUCGAGAAGAUGGAAGUUGACAGACUUGUUUACGUCCUUAAGCUAUUCAACAGACAAAAAUGUGACAAAGGAUGAUUCGGCCUCUAUUUUGAGGAGUCACAAGAAGGAUUCGAAUGAGUGGAGCUUUAGGUCAGAGAGCAGUAGCAAGUCGGGAUCGUCGCGAGGCGGCGGGUGCAGAAGAAGGGGGAGAGUGUCUGCUCACGAAUGGCAUUAUAAGCAGAAUAGGGCAGCGGCGGAGGAGAUGAGAAGGAAGACUUUCUUGCCAUACAAGAAAAGUCUGCUAGGAUGCAUGGAUGUUGAUCCGUCAGGUGUUCUUGACUUCUCUAGGGGACAUGGGGUUGAAAUUACAUGUUAGUGGUUUUUAGUGCCUGCAUGUAUGAAGUUUGUAUGUAGACAAUAAGUUUGUUUGUGUUGCAUCAAUAUAAUUGUCAUUCGUUUUCUAUGUUUUGAUUA